Molecule: messenger RNA, 450 nt
Organism: Paramuricea clavata
Lineage: Eukaryota; Metazoa; Cnidaria; Anthozoa; Malacalcyonacea; Plexauridae
Source: the annotation of a GenBank genome assembly
AAUGCAGAUGUUGGUGAAAAUUCGACGACGCCGUCGAGUACAGCUGGGGUGAACUACGCGGUCUACGCCAAUUUAUUAACGGAGGUUCUUCAUCUCCUCCUGGCGCAACAAAAUCUCGCGCUUUCUGGUUCGCGCGAUACGCUUCUUCGUCGCCUUGCCGAUCACGAUGGAGCAGAAAUCCCAGCUGCAUCGAGUGCCGAUCUGAGACCCAGCUCAACACUGGAAUACUCAUCCAAAUCUCUCCGCUCGCUUGCGUCGAACCUUGUUCCUCUUCUCCGCGACGUUUUGGCCCAACAAAAUGGGUCACCGCCAACUAUGCAACCUCAACCACCGCCGUUGUCAAGUUUUCCCGCUCAAAACGCUCCAACGCCGCCUCUAGACCUUGGUAAUCAAUCACAAGUUGCGAACCUCCUUUCGUCGCAGCCGUCGACAUCUUCGCCAUUGGACUAG